AUGAUCAACGAUCUUGAACUGGCAUCCUCUAGCACUGACCAUUGGAAAUACGUGGAUGACGUAACAAUAUCGGAGUCCUUAAAGAAAAAUGAAGUUUCAGUCCUACAAUCUGAUCUUAACACAAUUGAAAGAUGGACUGUUAAUAACAACAUGAAAUUGAACGGAAAGAAAUGCAAAGAAAUGAUAGUGAGUUUCGUCCGUAGCGAGAAUGACAUCCCCCGACUCCUCAUUGAUGGUUUACCUCUAGACUUAGUUCCUUCUUUCAAAAUUUUGGGCUUAACCAUGAACAAUAAAUUGAAAUGGCAAGAUAACACUGAAGC
Messenger RNA from Paramuricea clavata, 320 nucleotides. Lineage: Eukaryota; Metazoa; Cnidaria; Anthozoa; Malacalcyonacea; Plexauridae. The record is from the annotation of a GenBank genome assembly.